AUGAUGCAAAAUUCUAUUCAACGACAUUCAUAUCCUCCUCGAGCUCGUAACCCUAGUGCUCGUAUGCCAUACCCUCAAUUAUAUCAGCAACAGCCGGUUGUGAAAAAAAUUCGCGAUUAUUUAUUUUGGUCAAUUAUAAAUAUAUUUAUCGGUGGUAUUGUAGCUGGUCUUAUUGCUGUCUUAUUCUCAUAUUUUACUCGUGAACAAAAGCGAGUAAAUAAUUUGAAUGAAGCCAAAAAAUGGAGCAGAAGAGCUUUAAUUUGUAAUAUUCUUACGACUACAUUAGGCAUCAUUAGUAUUUGCUUGCUAAUUGCCCUCCCUAUAGGCCUAAGCGUGGGAUUGUCAUCAUCAUCAUCAUCAAGCUCUACAAACUCAGCAAGCUUCAGCUCAUCAACUGUAUCCUGUUCUUGUACUCUCAGUAGCGGAACUUGUACUGGCAACAUUGGUGGUUCAGUAACAGCAACGUCCUGUUCUGGCUGUGAUGCUGCUUGUAAAACUGCAUACAGCAGUAGCUGUACUAGCGCUACGAUAAUUGGAUCCUGUUGA
This is a messenger RNA of Rotaria socialis, 546 nucleotides long. The record is from the annotation of a GenBank genome assembly. NCBI's taxonomy places the organism in Eukaryota, Metazoa, Rotifera, Eurotatoria, Philodinida, Philodinidae.